ACUCUCUCUCUCUCUCUCUCUCUCUCUCUCUCUCUCUCUCUCGCAAAGCCUCUGUUUCUAACUCUGUUGCUAUCAUUCUAACACCCUUUUUCUCCAUUCUGCAAAUUCACAUCUUCUUCUUCUUCUUCUUCUUCAAUUUCCAACCGCUAUCAAAAUAACCACUCUCCCAACGCACACAAUUCCCACACUGAAAACAAAUAAAACCGAAGAAAAAGCCAUAACUUUAUCACACACCAAUCAAAAGCUCGAAGAGAAUUCAGUGAAGAAGCUCAAAAUACAACCACACACGCAUCAAACCAAUCAACACACUGUCAGAACGAUUAUCAAGAACAAAAGGGGCCAUAAUCAAUAUUGUUCUGCCAUGGGUAUGGUACCUGAAAGAUCAAAGCCACUUCACAACUUCUCCUUGCCAUGCUUGAAAUGGGGUUCUCAAAAGUUCCUAAGAUGUGUCAACGCUCCCUCCAACAUCACCUUCAACAACGAUAACAAUAACCCUUCUCAACCUUCUUCUUCUUCCCCUGAUCGCAGAUCCUCACGCCUCCAACCCAAACCCCAAAUCAACCAAAUUGAACCUUCUAGACUCCCCAAGAGAAAAUCCAACCAAAACUUUGAUGGGGUACCAGGGAAGAAGCUCAAAGUUUCGAACUUUGAGGAUGGAGGGGGAGGAGCAGGAGGAGGAGGAGAAGAAGGUGGUGGUGCAAAUGGUGAUGGUGGUGGUGUUUCUAAUAGGCCUUGGAAUUUGAGGACAAGGAGAGCUGCUUGCAAGGCACCACCGUCACCAUCACCAUCACCACAAGCACAAGCACUGAUAUCACAAACGGCAUCAGCACCAUAUGAUGAAGAGCGCAAUAAGUUAUUUGAUGUUGGUGGUUCUUCUUAUUUUCAAGUGAAGGAUAAGAAAGUGGUGAUGAUGAAUGAGAGAGCCAAGUUCUCAGUUUCUCUCUCCAAGGAAGAGGUUGAACAAGAUUUCUGGGGAUUGGUUGGGACUAGGCCUCCUAGAAGACCUAAGAAGAGGCCUAGAAUUGUUCAGAGGCAAUUGGAUACACUAUUUCCGGGGUUGUGGCUGACUGAGGUUAAUGCAGAUUGCUACAAAGUGGCUGAAGUUCCUGAAUGAGGGAGGACAUGAUGGCGAAACGGGACUCCGGAUGUCCCAAAUGCCAUUCUUGCUGACUUCUUACACCUUGUGACAUAAAUAAUGGUAAUUGGUAACCUACCAAGUCAAAACCAUCUAUGUAAAAAGGUUGUUUUCAAUAAUCCUGUAAGUUUUUAAUUUUGCUGUUCUUUAUCUGAAUGUAGUAACUUGUAGAUCUAUUGAUGAACAAUGUUACCUUCUUC
Messenger RNA from Arachis duranensis, 1335 nucleotides. RefSeq lists its product as uncharacterized. NCBI's taxonomy places the organism in Eukaryota, Viridiplantae, Streptophyta, Magnoliopsida, Fabales, Fabaceae. The record is from RefSeq and is a predicted model, not a curated record. The transcript is spliced from 3 exons. Bases 362 to 1114 code for a protein of 250 amino acids.